GAGAAGCCCCCGUCAACCAUGCAAGUUUUCGUCCGCUCACUUACUGGCAACACCGUUGCCGUCAACGGUGCCACUACUGUCGCUGAUGUGAAGGCCCGCGUACAGGCCGCUGAAGGCAUCCCUGUUGAGGACCAGCGUAUUCUCUUCGCCGGUGCUGCUCUCGAGGAUGAGGUUAUGCUCGCCCAUGCCGGAAUCACCGAUGAUUCCGUCCUCGCUCUCAACUUGGAGCUCUUGGGAGGUGGCAAGAAGCGUAAGAAGAAGACUUACACUGCCCCCAAGAAGAACAAGCACACCCAUAAGAACGUCAAGCUCGCCACUUUGAAGUUCUACAAGGUCGACUCCGAUAACAAGGUCCAGCGCCUCCGCAAGCAGUGCCCUAACGCCUCCUGCGGUGCCGGUGUCUUCAUGGCCAACCACUUCAACCGUUACUACUGCGGCAAGUGCUCCAUGACUUACCUUAUCAAGGGUGAGGACGAGGAGUAAAUGAGUUGUAGCUAGUAUCAGACACAUUAGGCGCGAGCCUCUUGUGGGUUGGACAAGGCUUCCGGUUCGAUUCA
Perkinsus marinus ATCC 50983 is the source of this 557-nucleotide messenger RNA. Its product is annotated as ubiquitin, putative. Gene Ontology annotation, biological process: modification-dependent protein catabolic process; translation; protein ubiquitination. The coding region runs from base 19 to 483 and encodes 154 amino acids. The record is from RefSeq and is a predicted model, not a curated record. The transcript is spliced from 3 exons. Gene Ontology annotation, molecular function: structural constituent of ribosome; ubiquitin protein ligase binding; protein tag activity. Gene Ontology annotation, cellular component: cytoplasm; ribosome; nucleus. Lineage: Eukaryota; Perkinsozoa; Perkinsida; Perkinsidae.